Molecule: messenger RNA, 4413 nt
Organism: Fundulus heteroclitus (mummichog)
Lineage: Eukaryota; Metazoa; Chordata; Actinopteri; Cyprinodontiformes; Fundulidae
Gene: csf1ra
Product: colony stimulating factor 1 receptor, a
Exons: 22
Coding region: 170-3124 (984 amino acids)
Biological process (GO): cell surface receptor protein tyrosine kinase signaling pathway; positive regulation of kinase activity; multicellular organism development
Cellular component (GO): CSF1-CSF1R complex; signaling receptor complex
Molecular function (GO): ATP binding; macrophage colony-stimulating factor receptor activity; cytokine binding
Source: RefSeq, a predicted model, not a curated record
UUCUGUGUGACCGUAAACAAGCAGAAAGGAGGAAUAAGGGCAAAGACAAACAGAGUGAGGAAGGAACUCGUGUGUCCGCGUUUGGAUGCUGGGAACUUCCAAAACCGUGGGAAGUUAUUACAUCCCUCCUUCAAGCUGAAGACAUCUGGAGCAGGUCUGGAGUUCAUCCAUGAUGCAGCCCCACCUCACGCUGUUGCUGGCGCUCGCGGCCUCUGCAGCUUCAGUGGAAUGGAGGCGCCCCAUAAUCAAAGUCAAUUCCAAGGUGGUGACAGGCUCUGAGGUGAUGGUUAGGGCCGGGAGGCCUCUGGAUCUGAGGUGUGAGGGCGACGGACCUGUAAGCUGGCAACCCAGGCUGCCCAAGCACAGGCGCUUUGUGUCCCGAGGAAGCGGGAACGUCCGCACGUUCAAGGUGGAUCGCCCUUCGGCAGAAUUCACUGGAACUUACAAGUGCUUCUACACUGCUGGGCCCAAAUCCAGUGACUUUGCCUCCUCGUUGCAUGUGUACGUGAAAGACCCUCAGCGAGUGUUCUGGACUAGCAGCAUAUCUCUGCGUGUAGUGAGGAAGGAGGGUGAGGACUUCCUGCUGCCCUGUCUGCUAACAGACCCUUCGGCCACUGAUCUGGGCCUCCGUAUGGACAACGGCACCACUGUGCCACCGGGAAUGAACUACACUGUGGACAAACACCGUGGCAUCCUCAUCCACAGCCUCCACCCGAGCUUCAAUGCUGACUAUGUCUGCACGGCUAAGAUCAAUGGAGUGGAAAGGACCUCCAAGGCCUUUUCCGUCAACGUCAUUCAGAAGCUUCGCUUCCCUCCGUAUGUCUUCUUGGAGACAGAUGAAUACGUCCGGAUAGUUGGGGAAGAAAUUAAGAUUCGCUGCACGACGCACAACCCCAACUUCAACUACAAUGUCACGUGGAAAUAUACCACCAAAACGAAGCCAACAAUAGAGGAGACAGUUCGCUCCAAUGGAGAGAAUCGUCUGGACAUCCAGAGCAUCCUUACCAUCUCUGCUGUGGACCUCGCAGACACAGGAAACAUAUCCUGCAUUGGUACUAACGAAGCUGGGGUGAACAGUACAACCACAUACCUGCUGGUUGUGGACAAGCCCUACAUCAGGCUGCUGCCCCAGCUCUCACCCAAACUGGCCCCCAAGGGGCUUUCUGUUGUGGUGAACGAGGGAGAAGACCUGGAGCUCAGCUUGCUGAUCGAAGCCUACCCUCAUAUUACCGAGCACCGAUGGCUGACUCCAACAUCACCCAACACACCCACACAGGAGCACAAGUUCAUCCGAUACAACAACAGAUACCACGCGACUCUGCAGCUGAAGAGAUUGAACAUACAGGAGCAAGGACAAUAUACUUUCUAUGCAAAGAGUGAUUUGGCCAACGCAUCCAUCUCGUUUCAAGUCCAAAUGUAUCAGAGACCCAAUGCGGUCGUUAGAUGGGAAAAUGUAACCACUCUGACUUGCACCUCAUUCGGCUAUCCCGCUCCAAGGAUCAUUUGGUAUCAGUGCAUGGGAAUACGACCCACGUGCAAUGAGAACACCUCAGGCUUGCAGCUGGCCAUCCCUCUCCAGGCUCCCACUGUGGAAGUCCAGAGGGAGGAGUACGGAGCUGUGGAGGUGGAGAGUGUCCUCACAGUUGGACCGUCCAGCCAGAGGAUGACGGUGGAGUGCGUAGCUUUCAACCUUGUAGGCGUGAGCCGAGACACGCUUGCCAUGGAGGUGUCUGACAAGCUCUUUAACACCACCUUGAGUGGAGCUGCAGGAAUUCUGGCAAUCUUCCUGCUUCUGUUGGUUAUUCUACUUUACAAAUAUAAGCAGAAACCCCGCUAUGAAAUCCGCUGGAAGAUCAUAGAGGCGAGGGAUGGCAACAAUUACACAUUUAUUGACCCCACGCAGCUGCCAUACAACGAGAAGUGGGAGUUUCCAAGAGACAAGCUCAAACUAGGAAAGAUUUUGGGUGCGGGUGCAUUUGGAAAAGUUGUUGAAGCAACGGCUUACGGUCUAGGAAAGGAGGACAACGUCAUGCGCGUGGCUGUGAAAAUGUUAAAAGCCUGUGCCCAUUCAGAUGAGAAGGAGGCCUUAAUGUCUGAGCUGAAGAUCCUGAGCCACUUGGGGCACCACAAACACAUAGUCAAUCUGCUCGGGGCCUGUACUUAUGGAGGACCGGUGCUUGUGAUCACAGAGUACUGCAGCCUCGGCGACCUUCUGAACUUCCUGCGCCAGAAGGCGGAGACUUUCGUAAACUUCGUCAUGAACAUUCCCGACAUCGAGGAGAGCUCGAUUGAUUAUAAAAACAUUUGCAUUCAGAAGCAGUUUAUCAGAAGUGACAGUGGGAUCUCCAGCGUGGCGUCAAGCAGUUACCUGGAGAUGAGACCCAGUCAGCUGCCAAAUGUAGAGCAACCUCGAGUUUCUUGUCCAGAAACAGAGUGCGAGGAGACUGGUGACUGGCCGCUGGACAUAGACGACCUGCUGAGAUUCUCCCUUCAAGUCGCGCAGGGCCUUGACUUUCUUGCUGCAAAAAAUUGUAUCCACAGAGACGUCGCCGCCAGGAACGUCCUCCUGACCAGCCGCAGAGAGGCAAAGAUUUGUGACUUCGGCUUGGCCCGAGACAUAAUGAAUGACUCCAACUACGUCGUGAAGGGCAACGCCCGUCUGCCUGUGAAGUGGAUGGCCCCAGAGAGCAUCUUUGACUGUGUCUACACUGUGCAGAGUGACGUCUGGUCCUACGGCAUCCUCUUAUGGGAGAUUUUCUCUUUGGGCCAGAGUCCGUAUCCCAGCAUGGCUGUGGACUCGAGGUUCUACAAGAUGGUGAAGCGCGGCUAUCAGAUGUCCCAGCCCGACUUUGCUCCACUUGAAAUGUACGCCAUCAUGAAAAUGUGCUGGAACCUGGAGCCCACAAGCCGUCCAACCUUUAGCAAAAUCGGACAAAUGAUAGAAAAGCUACUCGGGGGCCAUCUUGAGGAGGAGCAGGUAAUCUACCAGAAUAUGCAGCAGGAGGUCACAGAGGCCGACGCGUAUGACGAGCCCAAGUGUCGUGACGGCCCUUGUGACCAGUCUUGUGACCACGAAGAAGAGGAGCAGCCUCUGAUGAAGACAAAUAACUAUCAGUUUUGUUGAAGGAGCCCCGGACAACAAUGCAUUUGUAGGAACAUUGACCACCAAAACAAAAACAAAAAAAGAGGAUAAUGAUGAUAGUAACAAAAUAAAAAGAAAUAAAGCGAGAUCAGCUGCAGCCCGUGGGCUGAGGCCUUUUGCGUGAAGCGCUGCAGACUGUUACCCUCUCAGCUAUUUUUUGCCCACUGUGCCUCGCCAGACAGACGGCUGGCUGCAGCGAAGCAUGUGACCCGCUUCUGUGCAGACCAUGACUAGAAACUGCCAGUUCUAACCUCGGCUGCAGACACGGAGGGAGGAAACACGUCAACAAGCGUGCGGGCUUUCAGAGCCGUUCUCUAUUAAAAAUAUCACCCUGUCUUUGGGAAAACAUCAAUAUGCAAGACAGUUUUUACUGCCAUAUGAUAAGUCUUGUUUUUUUUUUGUGGAGGUUGAAAUCAGCAGGAUCACUUCCUUUUAAUUAUUCAAUUGCAAGCGCUUGCAGAAGAAGCAGGUAUAUAAUUGCUAACACUGGGCUAAAACAGCUUGAUCUGGGAUUUUGUCUCCUUCAGACGUUUUUUUUCUUCUCCCUCUAUAGCUUAAAGUUCAAAUGUUUCUUACAUCUGAACAUGGUAAAACAACCGAUUCGAGAAGGCAAAGAAAGCCCGUGUUGUUUUCUCCCUCUGUGCCUCGGUCAUGGCUAUUUUACUUGCAACACACUUACAAGGCUGCCCAGUGGUUAGCAACAUGUGAUUGUUCUGCUUCACUUUAAUUCAUUUACCAGUGCUCAGCGUAGUUUAGCAGCAGCAAAAUCUGUGGAUCUAUUCUGCACCAGAGAAACCUUUCAUAUCUGACAAUGUGAACUUCUUUUUCUCGUUUUAUUUUUUUUAAAUGUCCAUUUUGUAAGUCAAAACUAGAUCUUUUCAUCUCCAGCAUUAGUUGAAUGUUUGGAUAAAAAAAAAAAAAGGUUUCACUAAUGUCUGUAUGUAGCAGUCAGCCUACACUGCCAAAUGUGUGAUGAUUUUUAGAAUGACUUAUAAGCUAUGUGAGCGAUACAGACUGCAAAUUUGCGCGAUGUCAGGCAUUUUGUGUGUGUUUGCAUCUGAAUGAAACACAGGUGAGAUUUCUCAUAGUGUACAUAUAUAUAUAUAGAGAUAUAAAACACAAUCAAGGAUUAUCUUUAUUUUCCACUGAAAUGCGGUAGAUUGUAGCACAUCAACGUUUCAGUGAGUGUUUUUUGUUUAAAUCAGUGCACGUGCAGUUGAGGAAUAAAGCAUUACCAAUAAACGACUGAUUUCCUCUUCAGUGUCGCUGAA